Messenger RNA from Drosophila rhopaloa, 3344 nucleotides. RefSeq names its product replication factor C subunit 1 (gene Gnf1). NCBI's taxonomy places the organism in Eukaryota, Metazoa, Arthropoda, Insecta, Diptera, Drosophilidae. The coding region runs from base 108 to 3179 and encodes 1023 amino acids. The record is from RefSeq and is a predicted model, not a curated record. Gene Ontology annotation, biological process: DNA repair; DNA replication. Gene Ontology annotation, molecular function: ATP binding; ATP hydrolysis activity; DNA binding. Gene Ontology annotation, cellular component: nucleus; DNA replication factor C complex. The transcript has 4 exons.
GCGAUAUCCGAUAGUAUCGAGUAAAGAUAGAUUUUUGUUCCAGCUCUACAUUGCACCCUCGCUAAAAUUCGCAACAUAGCUUCAAAAACUAAACAAUAAAUGCCGUAAUGCAGCGCGGCAUCGACACCUUCUUUAAGCGGCUGCCCGGCAAGCCGAAAAAAGCAGAAGACGAAAACGGAGAGACGCCAACUAAGGCGCCAAAACGCCGAAAGGCCGUGAUCAUUUCCAGCGACGAAGACGAAGUUGCUGCCAGUCCGCCGGAGCCCAAGAAACGUAAGGCCUCCAAGGCGGCAUCAAGCGAGGAUGAAGUGGUGUCCGCCACUCCGGAACCGGAAGCUAAAAAAGCCAGAAAUGGCCACAAACCGUCCCUAUCCAAGCUGAAAAGGCAUGUGGAUCCUUCGGAGCUAUUUGGUGGGGAAACCAAGCGUGUGGUUGUGCCCAAGCCUAAGACCAAGGCGGUUAUCGAGUUCGAGAACGAGGACAUAGACCGGAGUCUAAUGGAAGUCGAUCUGGAGGAGAGUAUCAGGGAGGCCGCGCCAUUGGAAAAGGUUUCAUCAUCUCCCAGGAGGUCUCCCUCUCCCAAAAGAGCCAAGAAAGCCAGUCCUGAACCGGCCAAACCCAAGUCCACCAAAUCCAAGACCUCGACUCCGCGAGUGAAGAAGGAGAAGCCUCCAGCGGAUCUGGAAUCCAGUGUCCUAACCGACGAAGAACGCCACGAGCGGAAGCGCAUGUCCGCCGUGCUCUACCAGAAGUACAAGAACCGCAGCAGCUGCCUGAAUCCCGGCAGCAAGGAAAUCCCCAAGGGAUCCCCCAACUGCCUUAGUGGCCUGACCUUUGUGGUCACCGGAGUCCUGGAGUCCAUGGAGCGCGAGGAGGCGGAAGCCGUGAUCAAGGAGUACGGCGGAAGGGUGAUGACCGUGGUGGGAAAGAAACUAAAGUAUAUGGUCGUCGGUGAGGAGGCGGGACCAAAGAAACUUGCAGUGGCUGAAGAGCUAAAAAUACCCAUUCUCAGCGAGGACGGCCUCUUCGACCUAAUUAGGGAGAAAUCCGGCCAAUCUAAGCAGGUAAAGGAGGAGAAGAAGAGCCCCAAGGAGGAGCAUAGCUCCAAGGAAAGGGAAAAGAAGGAUGUCAAGGCUUCCAGCAAGUUAAAAGUUAAAGUGGAGAAGGAGGACACUAAGCAGGGAAAGAAGGAAAAAAAAGCAGAGCAGAACUCCGAGGAAAAGGAGAAGAUGGAUGUCAAGCCUUUCAGUAGAACAAAAGUCAAAGAGGAAAAGGAGGACACUAAGCCCAUAAAUAUUGAGAAACAUAAUGCAUCCAAGCAUAGGGUCAAGGAAGAGCACACUUCCUCAAAGGCAAAGCAGGAUGAAACAGUCCCAGCUGUUACCCUAAAAGUAAAGAAGGAACCCAGCUCACAGGAACAAAAGGCACCGGUGCCAAGGACAGGCGAGGCCAAGACCCAGGAUGUGGUCGGCAUGGCAUGGGUGGACAAGCACAAGCCCACCAAUAUCAAAGAAAUUGUUGGCCAGGCAGGACCCGCUAGCAACGUGACCAAACUGAUGAACUGGAUGUCCAAAUGGUAUUCUAACCACGAUGGAAAUAAGAAGCCCCAACGACCCAAUCCUUGGGCCAAGAACGAUGACGGGAGCUUCUACAAGGCGGCUCUACUAUCGGGACCGCCGGGAAUCGGAAAGACCACGACGGCGACUCUGGUGGUGAAGGAGCUGGGCUUCGAUGCGGUCGAGUUCAACGCCUCCGACACCCGUAGCAAACGCUUGCUCAAGGAUGAAGUAUCCACGCUUCUGAGCAAUAAAUCCCUCUCCGGAUACUUUAGCGGCCAGGGGCAGGCGGUCUCCCGGAAACACGUGCUGAUCAUGGACGAGGUGGAUGGUAUGGCCGGGAACGAGGACCGUGGAGGAAUGCAGGAGCUUAUCGCCUUGAUCAAGGAUAGCUCCAUUCCGAUCAUUUGCAUGUGUAAUGAUCGCAACCACCCGAAGAUUAGGUCCUUGGUUAACUACUGCUACGAUCUGCGAUUCCAGAGGCCGCGUCUCGAGCAGAUCAAGGGUAAAAUAAUGGGCAUCUGCUUCAAGGAGAAGGUAAAGAUUUCACCUGCAAAAGUGGAGGAAAUCAUAGCGGCCACCAACAACGAUAUCCGGCAGUCCAUCAACCACAUUGCCCUGCUGAGCGCGAAGGAGGAAUCUUCCCUAAAAUCAGGGCAACAGGUCGCCACCAAGGACCUGAAGCUGGGACCCUGGGAAGUGGUGCGGAAAGUUUUUACGGCGGACGAGCACAAACACAUGUCCUUGGCCGAUAAGAGCGACCUCUUUUUCCACGACUACAGCCUGGCCCCGCUCUUUGUGCAGCAGAACUACCUCCAGGUCUCUCCACACGGAAACAAAAACGAUAUUCUGGCCAAGGUGGCUGCAACGGCGGAUGCCCUCAGCUUGGGCGACCUAGUCGAAAAGCGCAUCCGCGCGAACUCCGCCUGGAGUCUGUUGCCAACGCAGGCCGUUUUCAGCUCAGUGCUGCCUGGAGAGCACAUGUGCGGCCACUUCACUGGACAGAUCAAUUUUCCCGGAUGGCUGGGCAAGAACUCCAAGUCCGGAAAACGGGCCAGAUUUGCCCAGGAGCUGCACGACCACACCAGGGUGUGCACCUCGGGUUCAAGGCUAUCGGUACGCCUGGAUUACGCACCUUUCCUGCUGGAUAAUAUUGUGCGACCUCUGGUGAAGAAUGGGCAGGAGGGUGUGCCUGCUGCCCUUGAUGUUAUGAAGGAUUACCAUCUACUGCGCGAGGAUCUGGACUCGCUGGUCGAGCUGACCUCCUGGCCAGGCAGGAAAUCCCCCUUGGAUUCAGUCGAUGGACGAGUGAAAGCUGCCCUAACACGAACCUACAACAAGGAGGUGUUGGCCUACUCCUAUUCCGCUCAAGCGGGCAUAAAAAAGAAGAGGGCUGAGGCUGGUGGCGGGGAUGACGAUUACUUGGGCGCGGAUCAAGGGGAAGAGGACGGCGCCGAUGGUCACGUCUCUUCAGAAGACGAAGACAAGGAUAACCUCGAGCUGGAUGGUUUGAUCAAGGCCAAAAAGAAAACCACCGCUUCCAGUACUUCCAAAGCGGCUGGUGGUUCCAAAAAGGCAGCAUCUUCCACGGCCUCAAAACCCAAGGCCAAGGCAAAAAAGUAAAUGAUCUAAAUAUUUUUCUAAAAAUUAAUUUUAAUAAUAUUUGGUCAUGAAACAUCCCCCAUUUAUACCUUUUUUCGAAUUUUUCACUAAUGCUUAGCACUGGCAAGCCGUUUAUAUUGUUGAAAAUAUCUAGAAUGUACCAAUAAAUUGUGUGUUUAUAAUGCA